Messenger RNA from Venturia canescens, 1599 nucleotides. RefSeq lists its product as uncharacterized. The record is from RefSeq and is a predicted model, not a curated record. Gene Ontology annotation, biological process: sex differentiation; regulation of transcription by RNA polymerase II. Gene Ontology annotation, cellular component: nucleus. The transcript has 2 exons. Gene Ontology annotation, molecular function: RNA polymerase II cis-regulatory region sequence-specific DNA binding; DNA-binding transcription factor activity, RNA polymerase II-specific. Bases 43 to 1053 code for a protein of 336 amino acids. NCBI's taxonomy places the organism in Eukaryota, Metazoa, Arthropoda, Insecta, Hymenoptera, Ichneumonidae.
CGUUAGUUUACGCGGCGAAGAUGUUGCGCGACGCAGCGACGAAUGACUCGGACCCAGGGGCUCAGUCGUCUCCGAGGAUUCGAGCAAAUCGGGAGUUUAUUCAAAUCGCUGCAUCUCUACAGAGAUUCGUACCCAUUUCGUCGCAAUGUUUUUAUGCGAAUGAAGAAAAACGCGCCUCGUUUCCAUGGGCCGAUCGGUUUUGCUCUUCUUCCCGCAUCCUCCUCCUCCCUGAGCGAGUUCAGCGUCGAUUUCGGAGGCCCCCGAACAUACCGCGGAGCCAGGGAACCUCCCGUCGAGCCCGGCAUGGCGUCGGACCGGAGCAUCGACGAGUGCAGGAGCGGCUCGAGCUCCGCGGAGCAGCGCUUGCGGAGCCCCAAGUGCGCGAGGUGUCGCAAUCACGGCAUCAUCUCCGGCCUCAAGGGACACAAACGGUCCUGCGCCUGGAAGGACUGCCGGUGCGCCUGCUGCCUCCUCGUCGUCGAAAGACAGCGCGUCAUGGCCGCCCAGGUCGCCUUGCGGAGACAGCAGCAGGCUCAUGGGAAUUUCGUCAGCCAAAAUCUCGCCUCCGUUUCUACUGAUGUCGCCUCGAAAAGUGGCCUCGAACGACGAAACAAUAGCAGCGGUCAACACCGCGCAGCUGCCGCUUAUCAAAGGAGGUUGCGAAACUUCCAACGCCAUCAGCUGCAACUCACGCAAACGAGGAUUAGCGUCACGCAGAAUUUUCAGAGCCUCAACUCCAUUCGAACGAUUCCUUCGACGAUGAUUCCAAACGGUCAACUCCUCGGACCGAUCUCGAGGGUCGAAGACGACCGGGAACGAGGCUCCGGGAGUCCGUCGAUCGAGUUGCAGCCCUUUUGUCCCAGCGGCUACUCCGGAAUGACUUGGUUCAAUUGCAUCCCCGAAGCAUCCAACUCCAAUCGAAAUUUCAACGACCUUGUCAUUUCCGCCACCGAAUGCCACGACAGCCCCUUCGACGGGGGAGAACGUUCGAAGGUCGCGAACAAAAAACCACCGAUUUCCUUCAGCGUCGAGUCCAUCAUCGGGACCAAGUGAUAUUUUAGCCAGUCGCAACGGUCUGAAGCAGAGAAACUCCAUGAAAUUAUUUGCGAACGAAUUUCCUUCGAGAGUUUAUACGAAAAAAUAUUUUUUCGUCCCAAAUCAUCGAUCGUCUCGAUGCAGUGAGGCAAUUUCUCAAAUUUAUUGAUAAAACACUUCAAAUAAUACUCCGCUAACUCCGCACAUUGAAUUCGGUCGCUCGACUAAAAAUUACGCCAAUUUUUCAACCCGCGUUACUCGUAUCGAUGAAUUUACUUAAUUUUUCUAACCGAGAUCGUGAAAAAAAACUUGAAGGUUCUAAAAGUUAGUAAAAUCGUUUUUUAACCUAAAAAAUUGAACGAUUCGUCCAACACGAAUGACCAAUUAGAUUUUUAUAUUUUAAAAAUCAUUCGAUUAGGAGUCUUUGAAGUUUUUCGGCCUCAGCGAAUGGGUCGAGGUGGGAUUUGUAAAUAUAAUUAAUCAACUAGAAGCUCGAUAACGUGGCAUAUUUUUAAUUACUGUACUUCGAUUGGCAUGAAUAAUGGAAUGUAACAAUGACAGUCA